Cottoperca gobio is the source of this 2581-nucleotide messenger RNA. RefSeq names its product placental growth factor b (gene pgfb). The coding region runs from base 246 to 860 and encodes 204 amino acids. The transcript is spliced from 7 exons. Gene Ontology annotation, cellular component: membrane. Gene Ontology annotation, molecular function: growth factor activity; vascular endothelial growth factor receptor binding; chemoattractant activity. Lineage: Eukaryota; Metazoa; Chordata; Actinopteri; Perciformes; Bovichtidae. The record is from RefSeq and is a predicted model, not a curated record. Gene Ontology annotation, biological process: positive regulation of mast cell chemotaxis; vascular endothelial growth factor signaling pathway; response to hypoxia.
GAAUAUGCUUUGUCAAAACUGGCUGCCACUAUUUCAUACUGCAAAGUCGGUUUAGGAGUUAUGCUUUGACUCAGUUAAAUGUGAAUGUUUUUUUUUUUAGUAAACUAUUGUUUUAUUGCCCCAGCAACUCCAGUUCGCCUGUGGGGCCUUAUUUAUUAAUAAGCACAAUCCACUUCAUCAGGUUACAGCCGGCAGCGGAGCUACGUGACUGAACUCAUUCUCAGCAUUAAACCGACCGGCUGCGGAUGAGUUGGAAAUUCCCAGUCAGCAUCUUUUUUUCUUUUCUGAGUAGUGUGGCUCUUUUGUUGGAUAGUUUUAUUGUGUGCACCGGGAGCCAUCAACCCCUCUCCACUCGCAGACAUCGCGAAAUGAAACUCGGUCUUGUCAUCCAGACUGCGGUGGCGCUUUAUCUGCUGCUCUCACCUGCACAGAGUCUUCCCCAGUCAAUCAUAAACAACACAACUGAAGUGUUGAUGUUCCAAGAAGUGUGGGGUCGCAGCUUCUGCCGGACCAUUGAGAAGCUGGUGGAGGUGGUGCAGGAGUACCCGACAGAGGUGGAGCACAUCUACAGCCCCGCCUGCGUGCCGCUGGUGAGGUGUGCAGGUUGCUGUGGGGACGAAAACCUGGAGUGCCAUCCCACCAACACCACAAACGUCACCAUGCAGCUGUUGAAAAUCAGGCCAUCAGAGCCGGGUCAAGAAUAUGUUGAGAUGACGUUUGUGGAGCAUCAGACAUGUGAAUGUAGAGUCAGGAAAGCUACUGUGAUGGUUGAAAGGAAAAGGCAAAGAGGACGAGGAAGGAAAAGAAAGGAAAGACAAAAAACAAAAGAAUGUGCCAGGUGCAAGAACCCUCGCAGGUAACUGCAGUGGCGACCCAACCCCCAGUUGCAGUGUGGCUCAGUUUAUUUCCAACCUAGUGACGGCAUCCAAAGUCUCCUCCGCUUAUCUAUCAACACUGUGUCUGCAGCCAGAGACUCAAACAGCUGGGUUGUUUUGCUGACAUGCUCUCCUGCCGAUGGGCAGAGGGUUUUAAUGACAAGCUUCAACCGGAAGUGUGUUUUGAUUGGUGUAAACACUGCUGUUACACACCGGACACGAUGGACAUCCCUGGGAGCCAGUGCAAUGUAGAGCCAAACAGACCGACGCCUUCUCUUUUAUUCCAGUUACUGUAAUUUGGUCAUUUCUUUGGUAUUUAAAGUUGGUCACUCUUGUUUAAAAUCUAUAUUUAUUGAUACAGCUGAAUAUAUUUGGACUAGCAACUGUUAAAAAAGUUUGUCAUCUUUGGUUUGAACAUUAUACAAGAUGCCUUGACUUGUCACAGCAGCAUAUUAUGUUGGACUGUGCAGCUGCUUUGUACAUGCAAAAAUGAAAUGUCUCCCUCUAGUGUUUAUGGAAACACUGCUCAAAACUAAAGUAUUUUUACAACUAUACAAAUAAGAUUAGACAGAUUAGAUCUUCUACCUAUUGUUUAUGAAGGUAACUUGCUCUGUAUGGAUUAACUCCCUCUCAAACCAAUCAUACAUUUUAAGUGUUUAACUAUCAGUUUGGAUUUAAAUAAGAACAAUAUUUAUCAGAAAAAUCAACUGAAGACAUGUCCACAGAAGAUUGUGAAUGAAUAAAUGAUUAUAUAUCAAAUCAUUAAAAAUCUAAAUUGUUCAUUUAAAUAUAUCUAUCUUUUUCUAUUGUGUUGGACGGUUGGAUCACAUCAGUUUAUUUCAAAUCACACUAGGAAGUGUGCCAUAGGCUGCAGAAUGGACGUGGAAUGGGGAAAUCAAUACUACAGCAACCAAUACACUCAAGCAGUACUCAUUUGGUAUUGUUGCAUCUUCAAAAAGUAUAAUUUACAAUUACUUUUUUCUUGUUUACUGCAAGUUUCUCACAGAUAUAAAAGCAUUUAUGUGCUUUGUGCAGUUAAACAUGAACACAUCUCUGUCCACCCUGGUGUCACGAGACUCCUUAAGGCCACACCACAGGUCUCAUCGUUCUGCAGUGUUUUCCCUGCAGUUCAGGGAAGUUUGUGGAAGACUUAGAUGCAUGCAUUGGGGUUGGGGGUUGGGGGGCCCUUCCGCACGAUGAAUUUAUGAUGUUUAAUUAAAAAAUAUGGGAUUUCACAUCAUUUUGGACCAUUAUUAUUAUUACCAUAUCUGUGAACAUAAAGUUGGAAAGGCUAGAGCAGAUAAUACAAAAAACAACACCCAAAAAGCCUGAAGACAAAACCUGAAAAAAAGAAAAGAAAAUAAGUCUACUGGGGACCAACUAAGACCAUUAGAUAUGGGAAAAGUCAUUAAGUUCAUUUUGAUGCUCUUCACAUUGAUUUUAUUAGAUGGUGCCCAAAACAGCUUGGGUGCUUCACCUAAGCCUUAUAAUGGUAGGGAAACCCCUGGUCUGUUUUUGGAAACACUGCAGUAAGGAAGAGUAGUAGUCAAUUGAAGUAGUUAUGUAAAAUUAUGUCCUUUUGUAUUGUUUUAUGUAUUUGCCUUCACAAAGAAAAUCCCUAUGAAAAUGUACAAAGUAACAUUUCUACUGCGUUAGUGUUUUUUUAUUUCAUUUGAAUAUUUAUUAAAUUGUUAUGGUUGUCAGUU